Misgurnus anguillicaudatus (oriental weatherfish) is the source of this 3765-nucleotide messenger RNA. RefSeq names its product zDHHC palmitoyltransferase 12b (gene zdhhc12b). Gene Ontology annotation, molecular function: protein-cysteine S-palmitoyltransferase activity. Gene Ontology annotation, cellular component: Golgi apparatus; endoplasmic reticulum. Lineage: Eukaryota; Metazoa; Chordata; Actinopteri; Cypriniformes; Cobitidae. The record is from RefSeq and is a predicted model, not a curated record. Gene Ontology annotation, biological process: protein targeting to membrane; peptidyl-L-cysteine S-palmitoylation.
AAACGGAAUCAACAAGCUUAUUAGAGCGAAAGAAACGCUGUUAUAAUAGACUAUAGCGCUUUAGUUGCGUUAUUAAUCUACAUAUCCCACUGCAUUAGAUGUGCAGCAUACAGAUCGCUAUGCUAGGCUAAAAAUGAUUUUGUCAGCGAACUGGGUUUUGUGCUGGAAUUUCCUGUAGGAUGCGUAGGAGCUCACUGACAGCUGGGAUGUAAGUUAACGUUAACAGGGUUUCUUAUGAGCUGGCUAACCCAGCUAGCUGCUUAUAGAAAUCUGCUCGUUUGACAUUAAGAUGCAUUUCGUUUCGAGCAAACGGCAGACGGGUGCUUAGGUGUUCAUAGUUAAGUAUGCUAGGAUGUUUAAAAAUGUGUUCGGAUCAGGAUUUCUGGUGAGGACUGCUCAUGUCAUCUUGACAUGGGUGAUAACGUUGAUCCUCUUCCUCCACGACACCGACCUACGGAAACAGGAGGAGACGGGGGAGCUUGCACUGCCAGUUCUGUUUGUCCUGCUGGUCCUGGUGUCCGUGCUGCUGUAUUUCGCAGUUUCACUCAUGGAUCCUGGUUUUGUCCUUUCUGAUGACUGUGAUUUGCAGUUCACACUUGGCAUCACAGAGGAGAAACAGGACAUGAUUCCUCAGACCAAAUCCUUGCGGCUGCGGCGCUGUGGCCACUGCCUGGCACAGCAACCCAUGAGAUCCAAACACUGCCAGACCUGCCAGCAUUGUGUGCGGCGUUAUGAUCAUCACUGCCCCUGGAUAGAGAACUGUGUCGGGGAAAGAAACCAUCGCUGGUUUGUGCUUUAUCUGGCUGUCCAGCUCAUUGUCUUACUGUGGGGAUUGUACAUGGCCUGGUCAGGUUUCAGUCAUGCCCCCACCUGGCAGCUGUGGUUGAGGACCAAUGGUGUUCUUCUUGGAGCGGCAGCGGUGGUGGCUGUGCUAUCCUUAACUGUGCUUCUCCUCCUGGGGUCUCACCUCUACCUGGUAUCUCUAAAUACCACCACGUGGGAGUUCAUGUCUCGUCACAGAAUCUCUUACCUCAAGCAUUGCGGCACAGACGAAAACCCUUUCGACCGUGGAACCCUGCGCAACCUCUGGGGUUUCUUCUGCGUGUGGGAACCUGUGGUGUGGGAGCAUGUGUAUUUUAAGCAAGGCAAUGAUCCAAUUUAAUCACAGUGCUACCUUGAAGUCGUAUAGCUACAAUUACAGGUAACCAAUUAGAAGUUGAUCUUUUGGUGGAAACUGCAUCAGCAGUAGCUUUGAGUGAUUUGUGGUUUUUAAGUGCAUGAACUUUGUCGUUGCAAUUUGAAGUUGGAAUGAUGAGCAUUUUUAUAAUUAUUUAACUGGUGAUACCUUGACCAGAUAGUACUUAGACAAUUUGUCUGUGCGGAUUUUGCAUAUUUUAAUAGCAAAAGCCGAAUAAAAAGCACAAAAUCAUGACAGCUUAUCAAUGCUGAAAUGUGUGCAAUGCAAUACGUUUUAAUGACUUUUAAGCUAACUGGUUAUAUUUCAAAUAUACUAAUUAUUGACUUAUCGUGGUUAAGUUUUGAUCAUUGUAAAGUUGUCAACGUAUCUCUUUUCCAAGAUGCAUGACAUGACAUAAACAGAUGAUAUCAUAUUGUUACUGUACAUCAGCAAUGGUUUUGCAUCAGCAGUUGUGCAAAUAUGGGAUGUUAAUGAACUGGAAAUGCGGAGGUUGUAUAUACAUAUUUUAUACAGAAACAGAAUUGUGUGUAUGUUUGUGCUAGAUUCCCCCAUUUAAGAUCAGUGUAAUGAGAUGUAGUUUUGAAAAGAUUUCCUAUAGCACUUUAUACAGUAGUGAGAUUUCAGUAUGCUAGUAAUGUGAUUUUAUACCUAUUUAUCUUGCUUGUACCAAGUACAAAGUCAUCUCAAUUUCUCUCGCUGACCAACAGAGAAGUAAACACAUGAAAUACAAAACAUAGUGCAGUAAUGUUCAAUGUUACAAACAUUUUUAUAAACGGGGUAUUUCUUAUAACACAUUUUAGCAUCUUUAAGAUGCAAGUGCAUGUGACGUGACAUUCCUAUGACUGUUAGAUUCCAGUUUGUACUGCAAGUGCAUAAAGAUAUUUUGUUGGUAAAUAGAGUAUGUAUGUAGUGAUUCCUGUUAUGUCCUUAGCGCAAUAUACAGACAGAAAAAGCAAUAAUUAUUUUUGCUUUAUACUUGUUUUAUAUGUCUUUGAAAUCUCUUCCAUAAAUAUUGCACUUAAGUGUUUUUAACUCUUUCCCCGCCAGCGUUUAUUUUUUAAAUUGCCAGCAUUUUUAUGAUUUUCAAAAGUUAAAUGCCUUUCAGUAAAUGUCCUUCUUUAAAAAUAUGGGUCAAUGACGUGACAUUAAUUAUUUUGUGUCCGUAUGGUUCAAUUAAAUGUAGAAGGGUUAAAAUUUCAAAAUAAAUUUGCAGAUUACUUGCAUACAUUGGCUUUUUUGAGGACCCAGUCUAAAAUUUCUAGUAUUAUUUCAUUUUUAAAGAAUAUUUGGGGGAUAAUUACAAAAAUGUCAAUGUGGUGUAACCAGUCUGUGUCAAUUAGUGUAACUAGUAUUUUUUAAAAUAUAUUAAUAAAAAAUGCGGAAUAAAAUAUAAUCAUUUAGUUUAGUGUAAUAUGAUUUUUUUACAUACAUUUUUGCAUCAUUUGUCAAAGAUUAUUUAGAUGACAGAGCUGUUUUCAGCAUAUGUCAGGACAAAUAUUACAAAAAUGCAUUAAAAUUUACAUUAUGAAAUAACUAAUAAAAUUAUAUUUUAAAAUGAUUUUUUUAAGGAUGAUUACGCUUACAUGCCAUUAAUGGUGGAUAAAAUAUUUAAUAUUUCUCAUUCUUUGGCACAAUUGGUGGCACCAUUAACAUUUUCAGGUCCAUUCAGUCAUAACUUUCAUAAAAAUGGUCCAAAUGUGAUUUUUUUAUUGCAUAAAAUUAAGGUAAAUACACUAUGUGCAUUGAAAUAAACCUGAUGCAUGCUUUUUUAAACAAGUUUUUUAAAUAGAUUUUUGAAUUUCUCAUCUUGCCAAACUGUUUUUGUCACUGACCCAUAUAUAAACAUACAAUAUAUGAAAUGAAACAACAGACCCUCUGCUUAAAAAAAACUCUUUAUUUGUUCUUUUAUCACAUCUCAAACAUAGAUAAUUUUAAUAAAAAAUACCGAAUUUUGAAAUAAUUGCAUUUUUUAAAGCACUUUUGUUAAAAAUCUGAUUCAGAACGAUGAUCAAAACAUACACAGAGUUUAUACUGUUUUAGAAUCAGUGGAUGCUUUAGUGUUUUAUAAGUUGGGAAAGCACGCCACCUAGUUGAUAAUAGCAGAAAUAUGGAAUUUGUCAUUGGCAGGGAAGCUUUUUUCUUAAUUGACGAGAUAACUCGUCAAUGGCGGGGAAAGAGUUAACUAAUCAACAUUUCAAAGAAUAGUUCACCCAAAAAUGAAAAUUCUGAAAAUAAAAUUUGUUCCAAACCUGUAUAAAUUCCUUUGUUCAGAGCAAUGUUUGUAGCCAAACCGAUUUUUGAGCACCAUUGACUUCCAUAGUAUUUUUCUUUCCCACUAUGGAAGUCAAUGGUGCUCCUGUUUCAAUACAAAAUAUUUUCUUUUUUUUGUUCAGCAAAACAAAGACAUUUUUACAGGUUUAAACAGCAUAAAUGAUGACAGCAUUUUCAUUUUUUGAGCGAACUAUCCCUUUAAUGCUGACAUUUCAUGGAUGAUUUGCGCCGUUUUGAUCAAUAUUGUUAUGCAAAAAUUUUGAAACUUCUGUAUUCAAUAAACUGAACAAACAUGG